AUGCUUUUAGAUUUCAAUGUCACUAUGUUUUCAGGUGUAUGUUGUAACCUUUUCAAAUUUAUUUUUAGUGUUAAACAAGGUUUUCGGCAUAGUUUGAACCAAAUUUUUAAACUCAAAUCUUUACGCAGUGGUUCCGCUGCCAGGCUUGCUAGUUGGGAACGAAUCAGUACAAGUGAAGACGACGAAACAGGAGAACUUGAUGAAAAACAUCAUAAUGCUUUUAAUCGAAAGCAAGAGACGUCAAUUACUCAUGUGGUUGGAUCGAAUACUGGUAAAAGUCAAGCAACAACAGUGGCUGUUACGUCAGAAAAAUAUAAAUCAGUUUGUACCACGAAGAUUAGUAAUGCCAAUGAAAUUCCAAUCAGAUCACUGGUUAAUCAAAGCGAGUUAUUACGUCAGAAUGACGUGAAUUUAUCAAAACUUGUAAAUAAAGGAAAAACAAAUGAAAAAAAAUCAAUUGUAAAAAAGUCAACAAGAACGACACCCACAACUGGUCAACAUGUAAAAUUUCCAUGUCCACGUGUCAAGCCUUUUUCAUCAAUUUUAACAUCAUUAGCAUCAACAUCAUCUUCAUCGUCAUCAUCAACAACAUUAAAAUUGAUUACCGAACCACCGAAAUCCUCUUCAUCAACAAAACUCAGGGAAUGUAUACCAUUAAAAAACAUUUUCGAUUUACAAACAUCUUCAAUAUCAGCAGUGAAACCGUCAUUUGACGGACUUGACACUGUUCCGAGUAAUAUUAGUUGUAAUGUAGUCACAUCUAAUAAUACUAACAAUAUUAUAUUAAGUAGUCCUUUUAUUUAUGAAAUAAAACCACCUACUGAAGAUUAUUCUGUUCAUAUACUACGUGUUCCAGUACUUGGUAGUCGUCAGUCUGGUAAAACUACAUUAGUUAAACAAUUUAUUAAUUGUAUUGAUCCUGGCAAUCCUCUUCCUACUUGUAAACGUCCAGAUUAUUAUGAUCCAAUGAUAUCAUUCAAUGAUCGUAUUUAUAAUGUACGCUUAAUAGAUUGCCCGCCAAUCGAUAAAAACUUUCCAAAAAAUUCCAUUGAUGAAUGGGAGAAUUAUCGUGGUUGGGGUUUAAGAAAUGCUUCAGCAUUUAUUCUAGUUUUUGAUGUUAAUUCAGAAUCGUCAUUUCAAUAUAUACGUCAAUUACGUGAACAGAUUGUUAGUGAAUUUAAUGAUAUACCAUUAUUAUUAGUUGCAAAUAAAAUUGACUUACUACAACAAAUUACAAAUGGAUUUAAUUCAACUAAUCUUACACCGCCAUUUUAUUCAACAUCUUCAUCUUCUUCCGCCAUCACUAUGUCAACAUCAGGUCAAGCACAAAUGGGUCAUUUGAAUAAUUCAAAUUAUCGAUUUAAUAUACGUCGUGAUAUAAAUAUGAUUAUUAAAAAACAAUGGAAACGUACCAUACUUGUUGAAUGCUCGGCUAAAUACAAUUGGCAUGUAAUGAAUGUGUUCAGAGAAUUAAUGCGCAUCUUAGAGAAUCGAGAACAAGCGCAUAAACCGACAGCAGCUAGAGUAGUACAAAAUGCAUUGCGAAAUAAUCAAUGUUCCAUCAUGUAG
Molecule: messenger RNA, 1569 nt
Organism: Schistosoma turkestanicum
Lineage: Eukaryota; Metazoa; Platyhelminthes; Trematoda; Strigeidida; Schistosomatidae
Source: the annotation of a GenBank genome assembly